This is a messenger RNA of Prunus armeniaca (apricot), 891 nucleotides long. The record is from the annotation of a GenBank genome assembly. Lineage: Eukaryota; Viridiplantae; Streptophyta; Magnoliopsida; Rosales; Rosaceae.
AUGGUGGUCGGAGGCGGUUUUAUGAAAUGGGUUUUAGUUAUUUUAGCGAUUCUGGACCGAGUUAACUCGGUCUCUGCUAACUGCCAUUUCAGUGUCAUUGAUGAUAACAAGCUCUACGACUACAGCUUGGGCUCUCCCAUCCCCUUAUUCCCUCAUGGCAUCCAAAGCGAAGAUGGAUUCUACAAGGUGGCAGCAAAUGAGACUGUGCUCUGGUUUCAGCUUUGCGAUGGAAUGAUUUUCAAUCACGACCCACCUAGAUGUGUCGAUUGCUGGGAUUGUGGGGGGCCAUCACGCUGUGGCAUGGGUUGUAGUGCGCUUGUGGCAAACAACAUAGGAGGUUAUGAUGUGUGCACUACCAUUGGGCGUGCCUCAAGCACUGACAUUAACAUAAUUGACAAGAAGAAUCCUAACAGUGGUGUCAUUGUUAAGAUGUCAAAUAGUGGCCUAAAGCGCAACUGUUCGCUCUCUGUGUCUGUAAUUUGUGAUCCAAAUAGAGUUCAGGGUCCACAUUCACUGGAGAAAACUGGGAAAUGUGACUACGCUACAGUGUUAACGCAUCCUUCUGGUUGUGCCAAGGUCGUACAUGUUCAUGGACACGGGUGGGGCUGGUUUGGCACCUUAGGAACCAUAGUCUUAUGCCUUUUUGGAGCAUAUCUGCUGGCUGGGGCAGUUUAUCGAUAUUUCAGUCUUGGAGUUCGUGGAAUACACGUUAUUCCAAACUUGGAUUUUUGGACCAGCUUACCUCAGAGAACACAGGUUAAGCUGGUGAAUUCAUUUGUAUCAUCUCUACUCUGCCGUCAACAUUUAGAAAACAAGAGAAAGUGGGUCAGUAUGCAGACAACAGCCUUGUCAAAGCUAGCACUUAAGCUCGAUAUGCGCCAUACACCAUAA